This is a messenger RNA of Odontomachus brunneus, 5745 nucleotides long. It is a transcript of the gene Sox102F, whose product is annotated as transcription factor Sox-5. The transcript has 11 exons. Lineage: Eukaryota; Metazoa; Arthropoda; Insecta; Hymenoptera; Formicidae. The coding region runs from base 1337 to 4063 and encodes 908 amino acids. The record is from RefSeq and is a predicted model, not a curated record. Gene Ontology annotation, cellular component: nucleus. Gene Ontology annotation, molecular function: DNA-binding transcription factor activity, RNA polymerase II-specific; RNA polymerase II cis-regulatory region sequence-specific DNA binding. Gene Ontology annotation, biological process: cell fate commitment; regulation of transcription by RNA polymerase II.
ACCUUGGUCUUCAGUGUAAGAUCUGAACCAGCGGAGAACGCACGCUAUUGUUAUAUCAUUAUCAUUGUUAUCGUCCGUGGCCGUUCGCGCCCGUGCCCGCCGACUGGUGUGCGUCGCGAACAGUUUGUGUGGACGUUCGUUGCGGUACCGCGAGGGAGGCCAACAUCGAAAAUCGAUCCGAUCGCGUACGAUUGGUCACGCGUGCAUAUAACCGGUGACGGGUGCAAACGAGGGAAAGAGAGAGAGAGGCAGAGGAAGAGAUACGUGCCCGGGCACGUACGGAACCGCGUGAACGAGAGGCGAGGGACCCGCUGCGUCCCUUCGCGGCCGGCGCGCGGAUCUCCGCGGGGUCGAAGGAUGACGAGGUGCUGGUACCGCGCCCUCUGACAGUAAGGCGCGCGCAUGGGACAGUACGGUGUGAACACGUGGGAAAUCGCGGCUGUUAAUCAUCGUCAUCGUCAACAACAACGUGUUGAUCCCCAUCGAGGAUCGUUCGCGAGUGGAUUCCUCUCCCGAGUUUACAUCGCGUCUGAAGAGUCGAUAGAUCUGUCGUCGAGAAUCGUCCAAGGAGAGAUCAUCGGGUCUCCACGCUCUUUGUGCGCGCCUACGACGCGUUCAUCGUAAUCAUCGCGUAAUCUAAAGUCACCGUGCGAUGUUGGGUCUGUGUAGAUCGUAGCUACGAGCAGCUGUUAAUCGAUAGCGGCUGGUCGUAAUCAAUCAAGAAGGCCGUAGAUCAGGAUCGGGGGUAUCCGAUGACAGAGAAGAAGCGCAGGAGACUUCGGAUAUCGACCAGAGGGACGGGAAGGACAGGACAGGUCGAAAGGAGAUUGUAGGUGACGCCUAAUUAAAGCGAUUAGACUUUGGGGUUAAUUGUUCUGGAACGUCAAACUCUCCUACACGACCUCACAUUAUCGUCGUGUGUCCCCCAGCCGGAUUGAAAGGGCAAGCGAUCCAUGACCGGGCCAACUUGAUGAACCUCGAGUCGUCGUUGUUGAUCAUAGACGAGACGCAGAUUUUGGCGUGUGUCCUGGUUUCGCUUCGGUGCCAAUUGCCUGUGUGAUGGCAUUAGCUUUGAUAAUGCCCCAAGGGCAUUUUCCGUUGUCCGUCUUCCACGAGGUCUUUCCUUAUCUGCUGUCUCCUUGAGUGAUUCCGCCCGAUCGCCGUCUAUCCUGCUCUUUCAUUCGCAUUUUCGCGCCCUCUUCAUCAUCGCCUUUUCUCCGUGAUCUCUCAGUGAUCGCUUAAAAUCUUUCAUGCAGAAUCCCUCUCGUUCAUACGCACAGUCGUUUCAGUGAUACGCAAUACCCGGGGAUCCGACUCGACGCACUGUGUGGUCGCUAUGAUCUCGACGAUUGCUCAAUUAGUUUUAAACGACGGUGCGCUUCCUGAUGUUCGCCGUAAUUGUACGACGGUGGACGGGGUCGAUACGGCCGUAAACCCGAUCAGCUGGAAGGAGAUUCGAAGCCGUCGCUGCAACCCGUGUCCGGUGACAGCCUCCAGUGUCCAGUCUCCCUCCCGACUGAGGAUGUCCUCAAAGAGGAAGUCGCCACCAACGAAGCUAUCGGAGGGCGGGGGCGGUGCGGGUACAGUGGCAGGCGCCAACGAGGAGGAGGAGGAUACGACCUCGCCGGUAGCCGGUUCCGGUGGCGAGGUAACCGUGGGUGAGGAGGGUGCCGCCACCCCCGUCGACAUCGAGGAGUGCUACUCCCAUCAGAGAGGCGGCGAGUGCGAGUCGUCCGGCUGUUCGUCGCCGGCGACGACCAGCGAGCCGGAUCUGCGUGACUCGCCGUCGCCCUCGUUGAAUUCCCUGCGGACGGCCAAGCGACAGAGGCUGCUGUUCUUGUCGAACCAGGAGAGCCUCGCGCCUUACCAUCACCCCCAUCACCACCAUCAUCGCCACCACCACCACCACCAUCAUCACACGAACACGUCUUCGUCGUCGGGCGGUGUACUGGAACCAGCGAGCUCCUCGGAGUGCGGCUCGCCCCCUACCCUCCUCUCCGUCGACCCCUACUACCCCCAUCACCCGCAUCACAACAACAACAACAACACCGUCACGCAAAACAACAACAACAACAAUAACGGCAGCGGCACCGCCGCCGCCGGCAGCAAGAGGUCUAUGGACGACGUGCUGAAAAGGCUAACGUGCAAAAUGAACAGUGAAUCGCUGUCCAUCCAGGAUGACACCACCAAUACCAGGCGGACGUCGCCGCCGCUCUCCUCCACGCCGACUGGCCACAAUGCGCAUAGCGGAGGCACGACCACUAUAGCAAAUAACGUGGCACUCUCGCCCCCGGGUGCCGGAAGGAUACCAAACACGGAGGCGCAGGUACAGCAGGACGGCGUGGCGGCCCUUCACAGGGUUCUCUGCGCCGAGAGCUUCGCCGAGAAGGAGCGUCGACUGUCGGAGAUGAUCCUGCAACUGCAGCUGAUCAGGGAGCAACUGCUGCAACAGCAGGAUCAGUCGAAGUCGUAUCCCGCUCACAUGACGGUCGACUCGCAGAAGCAAAUCGAGAUGCAGCGGCUGCAAACGGAGCACUUGAAGCGGCAGCAAGAGCACAUCAUGCAGCACAACAUCCAGGAGCUGCAGGCUCAGAUGACAAAGAGUCAGCUGAGCAUGUCGGGGCCGCAGUCGUUGAUGUUCCUGCCGUUUCUCGAGCAACUCAGAGGGCUGCCCGUGCAGUCACCCAUGCCCCCGCCGCCGGCCACGUCGACCGCCACCACCGGCAACAAGCACAUCAACUCCAUCGCCAACAUGAUCAGCAGUCAUCGGGAUGGCCCGAGUUGGGCGACCGCGCACCUCGCGCAAAUGACCACGCAGAUGGAGAAGGAAUCGUCACCAGCGCCGAUCUCAUCCGCCGUAGCGCCGACGGCGCCGCCUCUUCAGGAUCUCGACGCUCCUUUGAACCUCACCAAACCGAAAUCCUCGUCGUCGGGCGCCACGGCGUCCUCUUCGUCGCCCGGCAGUGACUCGCACUCGACCGGCGCCGGAAGCAGCGGCCAGCAGGAGCAACCGUUGGCGGCGACCGCGCCCAAACUCUUUCCACCGGGGCUGCCGUUACCGCGGAAUUACCUGCCGACGCUUCCUUACGCCGGCCUGCCGCCGCACCUAAGCACUCUGUCGUCGCCGAUGGGCAAAGUAAUGGCCAAAGACGAACCCGGCGGGCCAGGAGGAUCCGUGGCGGCUGCUGCGGUCGCAGCUGUAGAAAAGCACUUCGCGAUGCACGGCCUAUAUGGACUGCCACCGAACGCGGGUGCGACUGUCGGACCUUCGGCCCAGACUCAGAGACCGAUCAAGCAUUCUGGCUCUCGGGAGGAGACGCCUCAGGAAGAUCAGGACGCCUUCCUCUCGACGUCUCACAUGUGGCGAGAUCCGGCAUAUAAAGUAGCGGAAGACAUAACGGAAAAAGCUAAAAUGGUGAGGCAGCAGAAAAGGGAGGGUGAGAAUAAACCACAUAUCAAGCGACCUAUGAACGCAUUCAUGGUGUGGGCCAAGGACGAACGUAGGAAGAUCUUGAAAGCCUGCCCAGACAUGCACAAUUCGAACAUAUCGAAAAUUCUUGGCGCCCGAUGGAAAGCGAUGUCGAACUCGGAGAAGCAACCGUAUUACGAGGAGCAGUCGCGGCUGUCGAAGCUGCACAUGGAGAAGCACCCAGACUACAGGUACCGACCGCGGCCGAAGCGCACGUGCAUCGUCGACGGCAAAAAGAUGCGCAUCUCCGAAUACAAGUCGCUGAUGCGGCAACGACGGCAGAACAACAUCCGGAUGUGGUGCGGCGUUCGCGACGGCGGCCCAGAGAUGGGCUUCUUGUCGCCUGUCGGUGCUGACCUCGGCUCCCAGCAUCACCCGGGCGCGGGUGCCGGCCCGUCGGCGCGUCCGUCGGUCUCGCCGCCGGCGACGAUGCUGAAUGGCAGCGGCGGCGCCGCCGGGCCGAGCUCGGACCACGCCACGUUCUAUUACCCGCAAGACAGUCUCUCGCCCACGGACAUGAUGAACUUCUCGCCCGAGAACUCGGGCUCAAUCGGCGGCUACGACGCGAGUCCACGGCAUCACGACGAAGAUUGAACCGUGGCUCCGGGCCAGCCACUUUGGCCGCCCGGAGCAUCAUCGUCGUCAUCCUCAUCGGCAGCGGCGGUGGCGGCAGCGGCCGCCACGGCCGCCGCGGCAGCGUCCACGUCGAGGCUCGCUCAUGAGCUCUUCUGGUAACCAGAAUCGUCCGUCUCAGGGUGACGCGCGUCCCAAGACACGGGCCGCGAGUAGCGCUGUCGGCCGUGCGUGCGGCGUCGCAGACCGACGUCGUCGUCGUCGUCGUCGCCGCCGUCGCAGAAGCGCGCCAACUGCGCGACGAAGCGGACGGACUACUCGGAGAGGACGUGCCGCUCUUCCCGGCGAAGAGCCGGCCGUCUCGUGACCUCUCGCCGGAGGUUGUGAUAUAAACGUUCUAUCUCUCUGUGCCAUCGUACACGAAACGCGAAAGGACCUGACCGCGAAGCAGAGGCGCGAGAGCGCUAUCCGCCUGCUGCUGGUUGAGAGCCUGUCGUCGGUGACGUCGCUCGAUCGUCGAUACUUUUUGCUCGGCCACGCGACUCAGUUCUCCUCGCGCAACGGCGACAGCCCAGCGAUCCGUGUGUGCAUCUUGUUGUCCCGCGUUAAAUCGCGCCCGGUUCUCUCCCACCGUCGAGUCUCUCCUUGCCGUUUCUCGUUGCUCCUCCGCUCCUCUCGAGCGUUCUCUCAACGAAACACUCGUCGAUCUCGCGUCUUUCCAACACGAACGUGCCCGAGCAGGCGUCGUCGAGCGGCGUCGGAUGCGGAUGUCCUGAAAUGUCCCCGAGACGUUGUCGCCGCGCGACACCAGAGCGACGUCUCGCACGUACGCGCGACGGCGGGAGUCUCCCCCGCAUUCUCUCUCAUCAUAAUCAAAACUGCAGUCCACACGAAAAACGCGCGAUAAACAACGCGAUCACAAAUGGUGAUGUAGCUAAGCGUGUAGAUACGAUCGGCCGAAGUUGAAGCAGCGGUCGGGAGCCGACGUUUACCGGUGAGCCUCGCACAAUAUGCGAUACACUUGUCACUCAGCGGAGGCGAAGGCGCAUUCGCACGAUUUUUGUAUAAAUAAGACAAUCGCUUCGGCGCGCCGACUCGGAUGCGACUCGCGCCGACUUCCUUGAUAUAUCGGACUUCGAUGCGCAGCGACAUUACGUUAACACGUUUGCGACACGAGAUGCAUGGCCAAAAAGUCUUGUUCCUAUUCCUUCUAGUGUGUGUAUGUGUCUCUGAAACGAUACGUCUCAUCCCGGUCGGACGUAUCGAGCAGGAAAAAGAAAAGAGAAAACGCAAAAAAAGAUAUGAUAGAGAUAUGAAAGGGAAACUGGUCUAACAGCGCAUCCCCCGCAAAACGAUCGCGCGCGUCUGGCAACGCGCGGAGACGCGCACGUGGCAUUCUAAUACCUAUCUAUUUACCUACCUAAGUGACCGCCGGCCCGUUGUCCCAUGUGCACUACCGUAUAUAACGACCGCGUGUCCGGUGUGCCGAAUCAUGGUCGGAGCAGAGUGAGAAAAGAAAAUAAAAAGGAAAUCUUAGAAGAUAAUCGCGCUCGCGCGACUCGUCCCGUGCAUAGAAACGUGUGAGGAGCGACGACUUCGUUUAAUAUUUAAAAAAAAUGCUUAGUACUUAUAGUAUUUUCAUCAUUAAUUUAUUGAUCCUAAUGUAAUACACGGCGCGUAGCCGAAGCAAUAGUCGACUGAGC